AAACUCAUUCGACACUUGUGCAGCUUCAACACGUUUCUCAUUUCUCUAUCUCUCUUCUUUUCUUUGGACAUUUUGAUCAUUCUCUUGCUUUCUCCUCUAUAUUUAGAGAGAAUAAUAAUCUUAGUAGUAGAAAGCAGGUCUUGAUCUGCUACUUUCUAUUAUACCCCAAAAGCAGAUAUCCAAUCAGCUAUCAAAGAUGAAGAAAGUGGUGCUGAAAUUGGAGUAUUUCGAUGACAAAAUCAAGCAAAAGGCCAUGAAAAAAGUGUCUGGUCUUGAAGGGGUCGAAUCAAUUUCGAUAGACUCAAAGGAGAAGAAAUUAACAAUAACAGGGAACAUAGAUCCAGUGUCAUUAGUUUCCAAAUUGAGGAAGCUCUGUCACACUGAUAUCCUCUCUGUUGGACCAGCAAAAGAGCCCGAAAAGAAGAAAGAUGAAGGGGCCAAAAAAGACGAUGCUAAAAAGGGCGAUGACAAAAAAGGAGGAGAUGAAAAGAAGAAAGAUGGGAAAGAUGAGGCCCCUGUUAUGAAAGCUUUCCCAGCUCCUAUGUUUUAUCCCUAUCAACAACCUUAUCAACCCCCUGUUCCUGCUUAUUAUCACCACCGAAGUGUCGAAGAGGAUCCUAAUUCUUGUGUUAUUUGCUAAGUCCUUCAUAAUGGAUUUAAUUCAUACCCUCUUAUUAUGUAUUUAUAUAUAUGUGAGUUUUGAGAGAUUGUAGAGUAAUUAAGGAAAAAAAUAUCUUGUACAAAUUUUUGUUUUUCUUUACCCCCUUACAUUUUUGUUCUAGUUCAAUAAUUUUAUUUCAUUAAAGGACAUCUCAGUUCAUUAGAAAAUCUCUAGUUGAUGCAUAUAUAUUGAAAUGUUGGUUUGAUA
Messenger RNA from Lycium barbarum (goji berry), 868 nucleotides. RefSeq names its product heavy metal-associated isoprenylated plant protein 39-like. The transcript has 3 exons. NCBI's taxonomy places the organism in Eukaryota, Viridiplantae, Streptophyta, Magnoliopsida, Solanales, Solanaceae. Gene Ontology annotation, molecular function: metal ion binding. The coding region runs from base 197 to 640 and encodes 147 amino acids. The record is from RefSeq and is a predicted model, not a curated record.